Messenger RNA from Vigna angularis (adzuki bean), 1902 nucleotides. RefSeq lists its product as uncharacterized. Gene Ontology annotation, molecular function: ribosomal large subunit binding. Gene Ontology annotation, cellular component: cytoplasm; nucleus. The record is from RefSeq and is a predicted model, not a curated record. NCBI's taxonomy places the organism in Eukaryota, Viridiplantae, Streptophyta, Magnoliopsida, Fabales, Fabaceae. Gene Ontology annotation, biological process: ribosomal large subunit export from nucleus. The transcript is spliced from 2 exons. The coding region runs from base 194 to 1744 and encodes 516 amino acids.
CUUAGAAUAUGUAAUCAACUUUGUUUUGUUGUGUUUUGGUGUUGAAGGGUAUGGUUUCUCUCAUAUAAGGUGUUACUACGCCGCUGUGUCCACCCUCACCUUGAGUUUCAGCAGAGACCACUGAUCUAUCUCUCUACAACCCUUUGUUACAAAGCUUUUUUGAACAGGGGAAUAAUAUCUUCAAUUCAUCAGUAUGUUUAGUUCAUCAGGCAUGGCAGAUGGAUCUGGUAUGUUCAAGGUUCAUCAAACAAUUGGCAGUGUUUUGUGCUGCAAGUGUGGAAUUCCAAUGCAGCCAAAUGCUGCUAAUAUGUGUGUGAAGUGUUUGAGCUCGGAAGUUGACAUUACCGAAGGAUUACUGAAAAAGCUAGUGCUGGUGCAUUGCCCUGAGUGUGAGAGUUACUUGCAGCCACCAAGAAGUUGGGUCAAGCUACAGCUAGAAUCAAAGGAGUUGCUGACAUUUUGCUUGAAGAAAUUGCAGAAAAAUUUUAAUUCUAGUAAAGUGAGGUUGGUACAUGCCGAGUUUAUUUGGACUGAACCCCAUUCCAGGAGGGUAAAAGUCAAGGUCAAGGUUCAGAAAGAGGUUAUCAAUGGAGCAAUUCUUGAACAGUCUUAUACCGUGGAGUAUGUUCAACAAGAGCAUAUGUGUGAAUCUUGUUCUAGGGUUCAGGCUAAUCCUGACCAGUGGGUUGCUGCUGUGCAACUUAGACAACAUGUUUCUCAUAGGCGUACUUUCUUUUAUCUAGAGCAGCUAAUUCUGAAGCAUGGUGCUGCUGCCAGUGCCAUAAGAAUCAAGCAGAUGGAACAAGGUAUUGACUUCUUCUUCUCCAAUCGAAGUCAUGCAGUUAAAUUUGUGGAGUUUGUUGGGAAAGUUGCUCCCGUAAGGAGCCGCAGUGAUAAGCAACUAGUUUCCCAUGAUCCAAAGAGUAAUAACUACAACUACAAAUAUACAUUUUCUGUUGAAAUCAGCUCCAUUUGCCGCGAGGAUUUAAUCUGUCUGCCUCCAAAAGUUGCUGUUAGUUUGGGAAAUAUUGGUCCUAUUGUGAUUUGCACCAAGGUUACCAACAGCAUUGCUUUGCUUGAUCCAUUUACCCUGAGGCACUGUUUCUUAGAUGCUGAUCAAUAUUGGAGAACAUCCUUCAAGUCAUUACUUACUAGCAGACAGUUAGUGGAAUAUAUAGUGCUGGAUGUGGAGGUUGUUUCAUCGGAGGUUACUAUUGGUGGCACAAAAUAUCGCUUAGCAGAUGCUCAAGUUGCUCGUGUGUCGGAUUUUGGCAAGAACGACACAAUAUUUAACAUCAGGACUCAUCUGGGCCAUCUUUUAAAUCCUGGUGAUUAUGCUCUUGGUUAUGAUCUGUAUGGGGCUAAUAGUAAUGACAUGGAGUUGGACAAGUUCAAAGGGCACAUUCCUGAAGCAAUUUUAAUAAAGAAGAGUUAUGAAGAGAAGCGCCAAAAGAAACGUGGGAAGCCUCGGUCAUGGAAGCUUAAAUCACUUGAAAUGGAGGUUGAUGAUAGGAGACUUGAUCAAGACAAAAUGGUCUCAGAAUAUGAACAAUUCUUGAAAGAUUUGGAAGAAAACCCUGAUAUGAGGUUCAACAUAUCAUUGUACCGAAACAAGGAGUACCAGCCAUCAGAGAUGGCAUCGGUGACUGAUGGCGAUGAGCUACCUUCUGUUCCAUUGGAUGAAUUAUUGGCUGAUCUUGAUCUGAGUGAAGAUGAAGAUGAAGAAGACAACAUGACAGAAUGAACCAAAGCUUUUUGUUAUUUUGAUAUAGUAUUUUCUGGAAUCUUUGGUUUUGUUCUUGUAGUGUAUUUUGUUUUUCCUUCUCCCAUUUAUGUUUUGUUAAUUUGCAACCCCUGAUGGUUGGUUUAUUGAAAGAAUCAUAAGAUGGUAAUUUUGCAGGC